UUUCGAUCAUGUGACAUCGUGUGACGAGUCCGAUGAUUUGCUGGAAGCAAUCCUUUCGUGGGUACAAUUUGUAAUUUGAGAUUAGUUGCGAAUGUGGGAGUGUGGGUGGUGAGAAUUUCCCCACACCUGCGCGUGUUGCCGCUGCCUGCCCUCAUGCCAGGCGGGGAAUUCCACUUUUUGGCGUUUGGAGACGCGGCAGCUUUUGUCCCCAGGAGUCGAGACUCUGUGGGUUGCUUUUGGGGUUUUAAGAGACUGCCACUCGUCGAAGUUUUUUUUUGAUUGUGGUAGUGAGCAAAUGUCAAGUAGUGAUGCAAAAUCGUACAAGAGUUAAGAGUGCCGACACGGCGUUUCAGCGUUGGAUUAGGUUUUGCAUUUCCAAGCAGCGCGCAAUCGCUCGCCCUGCGUUGCAUGUUUUCUCGGCACCGCUUGUUUGUAUUGGAAUUGCUACGAGUGAAAGAUCUCGCAUGGGGCGAAGAGUGUGUUUGUAAGGGUCUUUCAGGGCUGUGUGUGUCCACAGAAGCGUCCCCCCCCCCUGUGAGGGACUCUCGAUGACGCCUACCGUUAUCAUGCAGGUGUAGAGCAGUGUGCUUGCCCUGCCUUGGAAAGGAUUUUGCUUCCUUUUUUGAUCCGAACUGAGGUUGUGAAGAUCCGCCGAUGUUGUGACGGGUGAUGAUAUACCGCGUUCUCUUAUCAACUGAAGGGCUCUCUUUUUGGUUUCUGCUCUGGGUUUUUUCAGGAGCUGGAAGAAGCUGGAUGUCUUCUAAGACGGCGCGGCUUGUAUAUUCGUGUCGACUUGGAGUUGAGCAUCGUUACUGCAUUUGGCGACAUAAUUUCGAAUGGCCGCCGACAAUACUCUAGGCAGCAUAAUGUGGCUGGCUGAUGGGCUACUAAUUCGACCCGAGACCUUAAAUGGUGGUAAACCGAAGGCUUUGUCAGACAUUGAUUGGCAUGUCAACAGCAGGAAAGAAUCCCGGGACGUGGACCAGCCUACAGAAUCAGGCAGAAUCGUGCUGCAAGAUGAAGAAAUUCUAACUGAUCUUGAUCACUCAGUGCCUAACGAAUCAAGUAUUAGUAGUAUCCGUCAGACUUUUAAAGGCCAAUGGUCUUCUGACCUAUUAUCAGUCUCGCCGACCCACAGCCCUCGUUUUUGGAGACGUGACACAGACAAUCAGGUCCUACAGGCUGAAUCUCUGGGAAUGUUUUACGAUGAGAAUGAAGUACAUGAGUCUGCAUCUGUGGAAGAAACCCCUUUUCAAAGAUUGGACGCAUCAAAUAGUCAAGAGAAUCGAAACUUCCGUCUUGGGUUGAAUGCACGAUCACUCAUGCCGGACCCCACGACACCACAGAAGAUUCAUCUCCAUCGCAAACGUGCUAAAUUUAUUCCUCUCCUCUCGCGACAACAUCCUCCAAGUGCCAUGGCAGGCGGAUCGUCAAUAGACUACUCCAGUUCAUCUAGCCGUCAGUCAUUACAAUUUGAAAGCUUUCCCAGAGAGGGCUUAUCUUUAGAUCCCUCUUUUAAUCAUCCAUCUCAGUUGCAGGGUAGACGUGAGGAUAGUAUGGAAACUGACAAUGCCGGAGAUGAGGAUAAGGAUGAAAAUGUCGAAGAGGCGAAUGAUAAUGAACUCCGCUUUGGUCUAACCGAUGACUUGCUUCUCAAGGUGUUCUCUUUUCUGGACCAUGUCACCCUCUGUCACGCUGCCAUGGUAUGUCGACAAUGGCGUGCAGCAAGUGCUCACGAGGAUUUUUGGAAAUCAUUAAAUUUUGAGUAUCGCCAAGUAACACAUGCGCAAGUUGCGGAGCUUUGUGCUCGUUAUCCAAGGGCAACAGAGUUGCAUUUGAAGAAUACAGCCAAUGUUGAAGAAGAGCGAGUUCGUGAUGCUAUGAGUUCUCUCAGAAACUUGGAGGUGCUCACAUUGGGUGGAAAUCUCCUAAAUGAGCCGUUUUUCCAAGCACUUUCCAAUUCUACAUCCUUGCGCACCCUGAGCAUAUCGGAUGCCAGCUUGGGAAGUGGAGGUGCUCAAGAAGUGCAUCUACGCCAUGAAGGUCUACUUUCACUGCAAAUUAUUAAGUGCCGGGUCCUUCGAAUUUCCGUCAGGUGCCCACAACUUGAGAAACUCUCUUUGAAGCAAUCUGGGGCCGCCUCUGCUCUGCUGCAUUGUCCUCUUCUGACGAGUUUAGAUGUCACAUCUUGUCACAAGCUUUCAGAUGCCGGAGUUCGUGCUGCUGCAAUAACUUGUCCACUUCUGACAUGUUUGAACGUGUCAAACUGUGCGUAUGUCACGGAUGACACUCUUCGCGAGAUUUCCCUUGUAUGCACAUAUCUACAGAUUCUGGAUGCCUCUCACUGCCCCAAUAUUUCCCUCGAGGGAGUGCGUAUGCCUAUGUUGACAGAGUUGAGGCUGCAGAAUUGUGAGGGCAUCAACGCCUCCUCUAUGGCUGCUCUUUCACAUUGUAUAAUGCUGGAGGUGCUGGCUAUGGACUGUUGUUGGCUGCUCACAUCGGUGAAUCUCGAUCUGCCACAUUUGCGAUCCAUCAGCUUGGCUAACAAUAAAAAGUUGGUGGAGCUUACAUUGCGCAGCCCUUUUCUUGUUUCCCUUGACCUCACCAAUUGUCCCGCUCUUAGCCGCAUCAACCUCUCCUCCAGCAGUUUGCCGAUUCUAGACCUGAAGAAUCAGUCUAGCUUGGCAAGCUUUGUUUUGCAUUGCCCUUGGCUACAAGUUGUAGACCUUUCUGAAUGUGAAUCCCUGACGGAUCUAGUCUGCAACGUUUUCAGCGAAGGGGGUGGCUGUCCAAAGUUAAACACGUUGAUUCUUGACAACUGCGAUGGGUUGGUGAGCGUGAAGCUCCGUACUGCUUCUUUGGAGAAGCUCUCAUUGGUAGGUUGCAAAAAAGUUUUAACACUUGAUCUGUCCUGUCCUGGACUUCAGCACCUUCACCUGGAUGGAUGUAACCAGCUGGUAGUUGCCUCUUUCGCUCCAGUUGGAUUACUGUCUCUGAAUCUCGGCAUCUGCCCGCAUCUGACAAGUCUAGUAAUUAAGGCUGAUCAAAUGUCAGUCUUGGAUUUGCGGGGCUGUGGAAUUCUGUCUCAAGCGUCCAUUGAUUGUCCAAAUCUUUCGUCAUUAGACGCCUCGUAUUGCAGUGAAUUGGGUGAUCUGUGCUUGGCGACCACAACCUCUGCUUGCCCAGCAAUACAACAACUUGUCUUGGCUGCAUGCUCCUUUGUUGGUCCUGCGGGGCUCUUUGCUUUGAAGAAGCUAGUUGACUUGACCGUCCUUGAUCUCUCCUACACUUUUCUUACUGAUAUGUCACCAAUUUUUGAAGCUUGUCCCCGUCUAAAGGUCUUGAGAUUAUCUGCUUGUAAGUAUCUUGAGGAAACAACUCUGGAUGCUUUGCACGGCGGCAAUAAGCUUCCCGAACUUCAAGAAUUGGAUCUUUCAUAUGGCAGCUUGGGUCGAAGGGCAAUCGAGGAUGUUCUUGCUCACUGUCCACAUCUGGUUCACGUAAGCCUUAAUGGCUGUGCAAAUGUGACCGACCAUUUCUGGGCCCAUCUUUGCUCCCAGCGUGGCCUUCUGGAGCCUAUUGAUGGAACGGACACUCUUUCUACGGAUGCAGUUACAGCUGACUCGGACGUGGAUCAGGACGGUGCAUGGGAUGCAAAUUCUGCACUGGAGGUGGUUGUUGGAAACAGGAAUAGCAUUGAGGCUUUUACCCCUGAACGUGCAUUGCAGAGCUUAAGUUGUGUUGGCUGCCAUAAUGUUCGAUCUGUCACGAUAACGGCACAGACGUGCCCUUAUCUCUCAAUCAUCAACUUGUCGCUCUCCAAUAAUAUCCGGGAGAUUUAUCUUGCAUGUGCCAACCUCGUGUCACUUAAUUUGAGCAACUGUGCUGCACUCUCUCUGCUCGAUUUGGAUUGUCCCCGCCUCAUAGCUCUCUCUCUUCACGGCUGUCGAAUUGAGUCUCAUGUGCUCGAGGUUGGCAUUCAGGGCUGUACAAUGCUAGAGACUCUAGAUCUUCGCAACUGUACUAAGAUUACCUUCGCUAGUUUGGCUACAUUUCGUGGUCUCUGCCCCAAUAUCAAACGUCUCUACAGCACUGCCCUUUCAGAAUAGUGGCUGCCAACAUGCUAACCUGUGACCAAUGCAAGGCUUGGUCAGAAUUUCUUGGUUACGAACUUUAUUAUACAUCAAUUGAGGUGUUGUGCAGCGGCCUUUGUAUAAGUAAUUUUGUUAAUCUAUCUACGGACUGUAGUUGUGAAAUUCGGAGUUAGUUUUCAUCUGCAGCAGUUCUUGCAACGCCUAGGUUUCUUUUCCAAGGAUAAGAUAACACACCUUUUUCCUAUUAUACUACCCACCAUGGGGCUUGUGACAGAUAGGCUUACUAAGUCGAGAACCACAUUAGCAUAUACUUACGAAAACAGUUUAGGUAUUCUCUUCAUCAUAUUUUUUUUUCGCCAUGUACACCCUGCGUUUGGUAUGUACAGCGUUCCGAGUGGCACGCUGCUGAAAGGGUGUUUGAGUCGAGAAAAUGUGACAACCAUUUAAUUCACAUAGGUACUCCUUUGAGUAAGAUUAUAAUCAAUGCUGGCUUCAAAGGUGAAACCUGAA
This is a messenger RNA of Physcomitrium patens, 4604 nucleotides long. Its product is annotated as F-box/LRR-repeat protein 15. Lineage: Eukaryota; Viridiplantae; Streptophyta; Bryopsida; Funariales; Funariaceae. Gene Ontology annotation, biological process: SCF-dependent proteasomal ubiquitin-dependent protein catabolic process. Gene Ontology annotation, molecular function: protein binding. The record is from RefSeq and is a predicted model, not a curated record. Gene Ontology annotation, cellular component: SCF ubiquitin ligase complex.